AGUAAUAAGUAGAAAAUGUCGACCCCCCUGAUUUCUCGUUUACCCCCACUCCCUGCUGUACGUGACCUCCUUAAUUUGUACCGCCUUCAAGCUGUGAAGCAACUGUCCCAAAACUUUUUGUUAGAUCCCAAAUUGACCAGCAAAUUAGUGUCGGCCGCGGGAAACAUUUCCGAGGGUUAUGUUUGUGAAGUCGGUCCAGGUGCCGGCUCCCUCACCCGAACAAUCUUAUCUCGCAAUGUCAAAAAGCUAGUUGUCGUGGAAAAGGAUACGCGUUUUCAUCCUCCUUUGGAGAUGCUAGCAGAGGCCAGUGAUAAUAGAAUGUCAAUCAUCUGGGGUGACGUUCUUAGUCACAACUUAAGAAACACCUUCCCUCAAGAAUCAAGCCGUGACUGGAAAGACGUGACUCCUAACAUUCACAUUAUCGGUAACUUACCCUUCAACAUCGCCACGCCGCUUAUAAUUAAAUGGUUAUGUGCCAUUUCAGAACGGUCAGAUGCAUGGGCCCAUGGAAGAGUUCCUUUAACUCUAACCUUCCAGAAAGAAGUGGCAGAGAGGAUGGUGGCACCUAUUGGUACUCCAGAACGCUGUAGGCUCUCGGUUAUGGUGCAACAUCUUUGCCAUGUGCAGCACAAAUUCACAAUUCCUGGAAGAGCAUUUGUUCCAAAGCCAAACGUGGACGUGGGUGUUGUGCAUUUCACACCACUCAUUGUUCCCAAGAUUAAAGCACCCUUCAGUUUGGUUGAAAAAGUUGCCCGGACUACCUUCUCGUUUCGACAGAAAUACUGUCGGCGUGGUUUGGAGAUGCUUUUCCCUACAUCGAUGAGAGCUGAACAGGUCCAAACACUUUUGCGGCUAGCCGACGUCGACGGAACACUGAGGCCUUUCGAACUGAGUAUCGAAGAGUUUGACCGCCUUUGCCAGUCUUACAGCGUUAUUCUUGAAAAGUUUCCAUCCCUUGCGCGAUACAAUUCGCGUUCCACAGAAGGCAUUGAAGAUAUCCUGUUUGCUGAUCAGUUGUGAUGGUACAAUUUUGUGGAGGUUUCCAGUUAAAAAAUAUAGUCAAGUAAUUGAUACUGUAAUAA
Messenger RNA from Daphnia carinata, 1082 nucleotides. RefSeq names its product dimethyladenosine transferase 1, mitochondrial-like (gene mtTFB1). The record is from RefSeq and is a predicted model, not a curated record. Gene Ontology annotation, biological process: transcription initiation at mitochondrial promoter; rRNA methylation. Gene Ontology annotation, cellular component: mitochondrial matrix. NCBI's taxonomy places the organism in Eukaryota, Metazoa, Arthropoda, Branchiopoda, Diplostraca, Daphniidae. Gene Ontology annotation, molecular function: rRNA (adenine-N6,N6-)-dimethyltransferase activity; mitochondrial transcription factor activity. Bases 16 to 1020 code for a protein of 334 amino acids. The transcript is spliced from 3 exons.